CCACGUAGGCUCUGCCCCUUCUGCUUCUACUACUCCACCUGCCACUUGCCACUCCAUUUCCUUGCAUCACACACUCGUCAUCAUGGUGCUCAUCACUGAGGAACUGGUGCGCAAGAAGUCGGAGCACAACGAACGCCUGAUCAGCACUCUGGAGGAGAUCUCGCUGCACCAGGAGGACAUCGAGGUCAUAGAGCAUAUCCAGAACUGGUGUCGCGAGCUGAAGAUCCUGCUCCUGCAGUCCAACCUCAUCGCUCGCCUGGAGAACCUGCACAAGCUGAAGCGCCUGGAGUACCUCAAUGUGGCCAUCAACAACAUCGAGAGGGUGGAGAACCUGGAGGGCUGCGAGUCGCUCCACAAGCUGGAUCUCACCCUGAACUUCAUCGGGGAGCUGACCAGCGUGGAGUCGCUGCGCGGCAACCACCAUCUCCGCGAGCUGGUGCUCAUAGGCAAUCCCUGCGUGGAUUACCCCCACUACAGGGAGUACGUGGUGGCCACCUUGCCGCAACUGAGUAGCUUGGACUGCCUGGAGAUAACGCCGUCCGAGCGCCUCCAAGCCAUGCGGACCUUGCCCAGGAACCGGGCCAUCAUCGUCCAGAAGCAGGCGGACCAGGCCAUUCAGCGGGACGAGCAGCGCAUCCGCGUGGCGGAGCAGCAGUCCGCCCUGGCGGAGCACUGUGCCGGAAUCGAGGACGAGGAGGAGCGCCUCAAGGCCUUCUGGCAGGCGAAGAGCGAGCACUGCCCGGAGAUCCGCACGGAGAUCGCCCGCCAGCAUCGACUGGGUCGGGAGCGGCACGAGCCCAAGUCGCCGCUGGACCCGCCGGCGCGGAAGCGCAACCUGUUCGCCCCCUGCGGCAGACCCUACAACCUCAACCAGGCCAAGCUGCCCUUCAACUUCCAGGACGAGGCCGAUCACUACUUGCUCGAGUUGGAGGUGUACAGAUACCUGGACACUUCGCUAAUUGACGUGGACGUCCAAACCAAUUACACAAGAGUCACCGUCAAGAAAAAGAUAUUCCAAAUAGCCUACAACGAGGAGGUCAAGCCGGAUGAGUCAACCGUGCAGCGGUCCCAGAUCACGGGUCAUCUGAUGGUCAAGCUGAAGAAACUGAAAGUCAACGAGCUGCUGACCAUCAAGAAGAGUCCGGCUAAAAGAAUUCAAACCGUUUUCAGCAACACUUCCCCUGAUGCCGGAAAACAAGAGGAAACACUCCGCGGCGUCGUGGAUAUCAGCAACAUUUGUCCGCCUGCCGAUCUCCCCGAUUUAAUUUGAGACCAAGCUCUGAGUUCAUUAUUUAAAAAUGGUUUAUUUAAA
Messenger RNA from Drosophila ficusphila, 1312 nucleotides. RefSeq names its product protein tilB (gene tilB). The record is from RefSeq and is a predicted model, not a curated record. Gene Ontology annotation, molecular function: protein binding. Gene Ontology annotation, cellular component: cytoplasm. Gene Ontology annotation, biological process: outer dynein arm assembly. The coding region runs from base 83 to 1270 and encodes 395 amino acids. NCBI's taxonomy places the organism in Eukaryota, Metazoa, Arthropoda, Insecta, Diptera, Drosophilidae. The transcript has 4 exons.